This is a messenger RNA of Dermacentor silvarum, 1863 nucleotides long. RefSeq lists its product as uncharacterized. NCBI's taxonomy places the organism in Eukaryota, Metazoa, Arthropoda, Arachnida, Ixodida, Ixodidae. The transcript is spliced from 4 exons. Bases 481 to 1773 code for a protein of 430 amino acids. The record is from RefSeq and is a predicted model, not a curated record.
GCAGCAGGGUCAUAAAAAUCGAAAACUUCAAAAGCAACGAAGUCAUUUUAUUUAACAUUUUGCUGCAAAUGAAUACAAUUGCACGGUUUAAAAAAUAACGAGUUAUCAUUCCCUACUGUUAAAUCACAAUCACUUAAAUUAAUAGUAAUAUCCAGCGCUCUCUCACUUCUCAGAAUUCUAUUCUGCAGCACAGCAAUUUUUACCAUAAACUGUGUGCAUGUACAUACAUUUUCCUUUAAAUUUGUAGCUUUGCAUCAGAUAAUAACGUGCAAGUGCAAGGUAUAUUUGCACUAAUUGAAAAGUGGUGUGUCUCUCUGCAACUACAUUUUGGAUUGUGGAUGUAUAGUCCACAGGCACAGUGUGAUUUUGUGGGCAAAACUUCCCAAGAAUGCUUUGGUUGUCACCAAAUAUACUUUAUGUAGUAUAGUGCCUUUGUAAAAGUGUACAAGCAAGUUUCACAUUUAAUUAUUUUCAGGUGGCAUGCGCUACAUUGGCCAGCCAGCUGAGAAAAGGACACACAGCCAAGUAAUCAGAGACAUGCAUAUUGCAUACAUCACAGAAAAUACAGUGAAUGGUUUCAAGGGCCCGUCGGCUUUAAUGAGCCUUAAAGGUUUCGACCUCGUCAAGGGAGUCAGCGUGGAAUAUAUGCACUGUGUUCUGCUAGGAGUCACGAGGCAGAUAACUGAGGCCUUGUUCAGUACAACUAACUGUUCUGAACGGUAUUAUGUUGGCAGCCCAUCAUCUGUGAGAGAAGUUAACAACCGCUUGCUCAGCAUUCAACCUCCUCACUGCAUCACACGUCUACCCCGUCGCAUCGAUGACAGGGCUCAUUGGAAGGCUUCUGAAUGGAAGCACUGGCUUCUUUUCUAUGCCCCGCCAUGCCUCGAUGGCCUGAUCCCCCAGGACUACUGGCGUCACCUGGCAAAGCUGUCAGAGGCUGUGCAUAUUCUGCUUAGAGAAAAGAUAUCUACUGAGCAGAUAGACCAUGCAGAGCGCCUCCUGUCAACGUUUGCAGCACGCUGCGAGUCACUGUAUGGUGUGACAGCAGCGACAUUUAAUGUGCACCAGCUUUACCACCUGGCAGAGAGUGUUCGACACUUGGGGCCCCUGUGGGCACAUUCUGCCUUUUCGUUUGAAAGUGGGAAUGGGCGGCUUGUAAAGUCGGUGACUGCUGCCCAUGGCCUGCCCCAUCAGAUUGUCGAGCGGGUGGCCAUGGGACAAUAUUUAGAGCAUUUCAUCGCCACUGCAAAUAUCUCGGAAGAGGACAGAGUAGUUUGUGAUCGUUUCCUCGGGCACCCACAUAUCCAGAAUGCAGUUGAAGAAGGUGGUGCAACGCUUCUUGGCCUGAGCAAGCAUGCUACGUUCAGUGUUUCUGAAAUGCAAGCUCUCAAUGACACUGGCUAUGAUGGCAGUGGUGUUGAGUGUUAUGAGAGACUUGUAUUUAAGAAACAGGUGUACCACAGCACACUCUACAAAAAUCCAACUAAAAGCGACAGCACAUUUGUGCAAACAUCAGAAGGCUUCUUCCGCAUAGAAAAAAUGGUUCGUGUGUUGUUGAGGGCAGGUCACACUUGCUUGCUGCUGUGCCGAGAAGUCCUUUUGCUGGAGGACCAUCGCUUUCCUGAGCACAUCCAGCCAUGUUUUAUAUCAGCAAAGGCUCCACCAAAAGUUUUCAGGCCAUCAGACAUUUUGAAAAGCUGUGUGUACCUAGAAUUCAGCAACACACAGAAAGCAUUUUUGUGCCCUAUGCCUAACAUGAUUGAGAGAGACUGAAGAAUGGAGUGAUGCGCCAGACAUAUUACUGAUUUCUGGAUUAUUGACUGCAUUCUGGAUAUGUGAGUACCAUUUUGUUGUCUAAUAGAA